Felis catus (domestic cat) is the source of this 2122-nucleotide messenger RNA. It is a transcript of the gene GPKOW, whose product is annotated as G-patch domain and KOW motifs. Gene Ontology annotation, cellular component: spliceosomal complex. Gene Ontology annotation, molecular function: nucleic acid binding. Lineage: Eukaryota; Metazoa; Chordata; Mammalia; Carnivora; Felidae. The coding region runs from base 444 to 1898 and encodes 484 amino acids. The record is from RefSeq and is a predicted model, not a curated record. The transcript has 12 exons. Gene Ontology annotation, biological process: mRNA splicing, via spliceosome.
GGGGCUCGGAGGGAGCUGCGAGACGGGGGAGCCCUGACGUGAUCCUAGAAUAUUCCUCCAGGAGGUGACACUGGGAAGGUUACUGCAGUAGGUGAAUGUUGCAUGGCUAGUUGUGAGUGCGGGCCGGAUUGGUUAUCCCUGUCGGUGGGGCUUUGAAUGGCAUUUCUGAGAAGUAGGGCACGGCGAUUAAUAACUACUUGUUGACUACCUGAAUGAAAGAAUGAAUACCCCCAAGAACCACAUAUUCCUGUAUGAUUGGCGCGACGCGCCCCUAUGAAGAACAGCAACAAUUACUUCUUAAGGCCCCUGUUCCACGUACGCCAGUCGAGGCCGCAGUGUUUUCUGGGAAAGGUAGUUCUAAAGCCCGUCGUCUGGCCCCGGUCAAACUGAGCCCAAACUAAACUUCCCAGAAAGCAGCACACUCGCCUGGGAAGAGGGGCAAGAUGGCGGACGCUGAAGACGGUACUUUGCGACCCGCGGGAGCCUCUGCUGCCCCAAUUUCAUUCAGCUUCAGUCGCACGUCCGCCAGGAGACGGCUGGCGGAUCCGGGAGACGACGCGAGUGCGGCUCCGGAGGAGAAGGAUUUCUUAAAGACCGUGGAAGGGAGGGAGCUGCAGAGUGUGAAGCCCUCAGAAACCCCCAAGGAACUCGUCAUCCCUUUGAUCCAGAAUGGCCAUCGCAGGCAGCCACCGACCCAGGCUCCUGGGCCAUCCACAAACACUGAGGCCUUGGUGGAAGGGGUGCUGUCUCAGGCUGUAAAGGAGAUCAUUGAGGACUCCAAGAAGUCCCUGGAGGAGAGAGAAAAUUCGGGUAUCGACCCCAUGCUUGCUAUCCCCAUGAUCCAGAAAGGAUGCAUCCCUAACGGAGAAGGGGCAGACAGCGAACCCCGAGCUGAGACAGUGCCGGAAGAAGCUGAUUACGAGGCAGUCCCUGUAGAGGCCUAUGGGCUGGCCAUGUUACGAGGCAUGGGCUGGAAACCUGGCGAGGGCAUUGGCCGCACCUUCAAUCAAGUGGUAAAGCCCCGUGUCAACUCACUGAGACCAAAGGGGUUAGGGCUGGGUGCCAACCUGACUGAGGUCCAGGCCCUGGCCCCCACUGGCCCCCACCGCCUGCCAAAGCCAGAUGAGGAGCAAGAGAAGGAUAAGGAAGACCAGCCUCAAGGACUGGUGCCUGGGGGAGCUGUGGUGGUUCUUUCUGGCCCGCACCGAGGCCUCUAUGGGAAGGUAGAAGGCCUCGAUCCUGACAACGUUCGGGCCAUGGUUCGCCUGGCCGUGGGGAGCCGCAUGGUGACUGUUAGUGAGUACUACCUGCAACCUGUCUCACAGCAGGAGUUUGACAAGAAUUCCUUGGAUCUCAGCCAGAUGCGUAAAACUUCCUCAGUGCAACAGAAUGGAACAGCUUCGUCAUGGAAGGCCCUCCGGGAUCAGGACCUCCCCAGCCAGCAAGAGGACUCACAGAGGAAGCGAAAACACCUUCCCGACCGACAGGGGGAGCCUGCUGCCAAGAAUGAGAAGGCAGGUCCCAGGAGCCAGCACUGGUUGCACAGGGACCUACGCGUACGCUUUGUGGACAAGCUGCACAAGGGUGGCCAGUAUUAUAACACCAAGAUGACGAUCGAAGAUGUCCUCAGCCCAGAUACCUGUGUGUGUCGAACAGAUCAAGGCCAGGUCCUGGAAGGCCUGAGGGAAGACAUGCUGGAGACCCUGGUCCCCAAGGUCCAAGGCAACCGGGUUAUGGUGGUGCUGGGGCCACAGGCUGGAAAGGUGGGCCGCCUGCUGGACUGGGACAGAGAACAGAGCCGGGCUGUGGUGCAGCUGCAGAGAGAGAAUCAGCUGGUGGAACUUCACUAUGAUGCUGUCUGCCAGUACCUGGGCCCCAGUGACUCAGAUGAAGACUGACCCAUGGCCCCGUUCCCACCCCCAACGCUGCCACCUGCUCUGUAUGGUGUGGAAAGACAGUCUUCACAAAGGUGGGGAGGUCAUUGUUCCAUCCUCCACUUGCACCUCAGCCCCAGGACCAGGACAGGGACAGGGCAUAAGAUAGAUGGGCCUGAAGGGAGGCUUGAAACAAACCUGGUAUUCUCCAGAAGCUAGUGUGUAAUAAAAAUCAUUUCAAAAACUCA